AUGCCACGCAGAGUCAGGAAGACGCCAUGGAGUCGCACAGGAUGCAGCACUUGCAAGCGCAGAAGAAAGAAAUGUGAGUUUUACGCCCAUUUAUGUCAGACAUGUCUCCGGCUGGGCCUUGAGUGCGUGCAGUUCGACAUCUUCUGUCCCAUCAACGUCGUCACGCCGACACGCGAUUCUCGGCCGACCAGAGCGGUGACAGACGGCGAGGACCAGGACGAAGCGAGCCACUCAAGCCCAUCCUCGUCGGGUUCGGCUGAUGACGCCGGUGGCUCCAGCGAUGCGGCGGAGUCU
Messenger RNA from Trichoderma asperellum CBS 433.97, 294 nucleotides. NCBI's taxonomy places the organism in Eukaryota, Fungi, Ascomycota, Sordariomycetes, Hypocreales, Hypocreaceae. The record is from RefSeq and is a predicted model, not a curated record.